This is a messenger RNA of Aethina tumida (small hive beetle), 645 nucleotides long. Its product is annotated as protein CutA homolog. Gene Ontology annotation, biological process: response to metal ion. The transcript is spliced from 2 exons. Lineage: Eukaryota; Metazoa; Arthropoda; Insecta; Coleoptera; Nitidulidae. Bases 98 to 535 code for a protein of 145 amino acids. Gene Ontology annotation, molecular function: copper ion binding. The record is from RefSeq and is a predicted model, not a curated record.
GAAACAGUUUUUGACAUUAACCUCUGAUUUGACCUAACCUUUCACUAAAACAUCCCCAUCGGUAAGUUAACCCAACGAUAAAAACAAAUUCGCCCCCAUGUUGACGACUAGGGGCAUAUUUAUAUCAACACUUCUUCUCGGUUUCAGCCGGAGAACCCUGUCGACGACCAUGUCAGGUGAACUGUGCCCUACAAACCGCAGCUCUUACCAACCGGGCACGCAUUCGGUCGCCUACGUGACAACCCCCAGCGAAGAGGUGGCUAAGAAGAUCGCCCACGGUCUGGUCAGCAGAAAGCUGGCCGCCUGCGUCAACAUCAUACCGAAAGUCACGUCCGUUUACGAAUGGGAAGGCAAGAUCAACGAGGAUUCGGAGGCGCUGAUGAUGAUCAAGACGCGCAGCUGCAGAAUCGAUGAGCUGACGCUGUUCGUCAAGGAAAAUCAUCCGUAUUCCGUUUGCGAGGUGAUCAGUUUGCCCAUCGAAAACGGGAACGAUCCCUAUUUGAAAUGGAUCGGGGAUACGGUUCCGAAUUGUUAAAUUCAAGUGUUUUGGCUGUAUGUGCCAAAAUGUUCUCUCUUCUUUAUGUGAUAUAUAUAUUAUAUGAUUUGCAUUAUUAUUGGCUCUUCAAUAAAAUGUUUAGCAGUUUA